AUGUUCAGUAUUCACAACAGCGGCAAAGUGAAGUGGAGUAUGACAAUGUAUUGGAAGUUGCUGAGAAUAGCUCCGAAUCAAAUGUUCCAGCUUUUGGAGAAUGUUCCGAGUCACAUUUUUCAGUUGCUGGAGAGUGCUCUGAGUCACAAGUUUCUGUGGCUGGAGUGUGUUCCAAAUCACAUGCUACUGUUGAUACCACGUCUGCUGAGGCUGCUAGUACAUCAACGGACGAAUGAAAGAAUCUAUUUUUCUAACAAGAUUCAUUGCGUGCUUGUGGAGUAA
This is a messenger RNA of Parnassius apollo (apollo), 282 nucleotides long. The record is from the annotation of a GenBank genome assembly. NCBI's taxonomy places the organism in Eukaryota, Metazoa, Arthropoda, Insecta, Lepidoptera, Papilionidae.